CCCUGUCAGGUGGGAGAGCAUGGUGUGUGUUGAGUUGCAGGAAAGGAGAGCUGUGGGCAAUGGAAAGUCCAGUGAGCACCAUGGAGGCCAUCUGCCUUGGAUCAAGCAUGGCCCUAUCUGGAAUUUUCUACUACGUCUACAAAAGGAAACGUAGGACGGUGGAAAAGUUAAAUGAUGCACCACAAUUGCCGCUCAAUGAUCAGCUGGAGAACCUCCUCAACCAGGCCCCGGGGAAGUGUCUGCAGUACGUAGUCAUCGAAGGAGUGGUGCAUGCAGCAGGGGAGCCUCUGCAUAGCCAGUUCCAGGAGGGCAGUCGAGGGGUCAUCCAGAAAACGGUUCUGCGGGAGCACAAGCUCGUAUGGAGCAGCUUGGCACGGGCUUGGACGGACAGUGAGCGGGUUCUGCACCAGCGCGUGGACUCGGUGCCGUUUAACUUGGUGGGUCCUGACCAGAGCACUGCUGUGCGCGUGAUCUCGCCGCUGGAGGCCACGGGGCCAGAGAUGGAGGUCACGCACGAGAAGUUCCAUCACGCCGGCUCGGUGGGCUUCGGCGACCUCCUCGGCCAGUAUCUGAGCGGCGAGAAGCCGAAGGGACACCUGGAGACGGAGGAGAUGCUCAAGGUGGGCUCCAUGGUGACCGGCGUGGGGGAGCUGGUGAUCGACACCGACCAGAUAGUGAAGCUCCGCCCCCCGACGGACGGCCAGGAGUACUUCCUGUGCACGUGCGACCUGGAGACGCUGCGGGCGGACCAGGAAGUGCAGGCGCAGGUGUGGCGCUUCAUGGCGGCGGCGUGCACCCUGGCGGGCGUGGCCAUACUGGCCUGGGCUGCACGACGCUACUACCGGCGGCUGAGAGAGAAGUGGGAGCACGACCGGCUCCUGCGGGAAUUCCGGAGCCGUGUCCCACCGCCGCGUGCAGCAGGGGACGGGGCCGAGGGUGGCGAGGCGGGGGCAGGGGCGGCAGACCGCCCGGAUAACAUGUGCGUCAUCUGCCUGGAGAACCCACGCAGCUGCGUGCUGUUGAACUGCGGACACGUGUGCUGCUGUCACGAGUGUUACCGGAGCUUGCCGAGACCCAACUGCCCAAUUUGUCGGCAGAACAUUGUUCGAGUGGUACCGUUGUACCAAGUUUGACCUACACACGGUCUAUGUCUAUGUCUCUCAUAUCGUUGAUUAGGACCUUGGCAGGCUCAAUGGAUUGUAUGGAGUGCCCCAUCAGAGUUUCCCCUGGGAUGGUCAAGCAUCAAAUAAGGUCAUUUUUCAAGAUGAAAUGCAGUUUAAUUAAAACCUGUACCUGUUUUAAAUCUUAAUGGUGGCCAGUCAAAAAAAAACAAAAAACAAAAACAAUUACAAAUAAAUGGUACAAAGAUGUAUUCCAUGGAGGAAUUGACUCAGAAUAAGACAUGAAAUAGAAUCCGGUGUGAAAAAAAAUGACUAAGUGGAUUAUUUACACUGCAGUAAGUAAUUGAACAGGUUGGACAUAAUAUAUCAUCAUUUACCACCUUUUGCUAUACCCAAACCUGGACUGUGUGUUUUUUUCAUCUCUUCUUUCUUAUUGUUUGAAAAACACAAACUUUAUAUGUAAAGAAAAAUGGCAAGAAAACUACAUUCUGCCAGGCUAUGUAAACUUAUGACCAGUCCUGUACGUCUAUACACACACAUGUACUGUACUUAUGAACACGUGCACACAUUGUUAAAUGCAGCUCUGCCCCUGCAGAUGUGUUGGACUGCUUUUUUGUGUUGUGUGUAAAUCACAAGCUGGACACUAGUCACAUUCUGUGCAAUAAUAUCAGUGAAGGUGUAUGGGUGACUGGGACAUACUUGCCAAUAAUGUACCGGUCAAAGGAAAUUGGAUACUUUUGAUAUUUUGUAUAUAUGAUGUAGAUAGACUUGGCUGCCCUCUUAAAGAUUUGUUGAAAUGUAAGAUUUUGUGCCUUAAUUGUUUUAUGAAACUGCUGCUAUAUAGAUUUGUGUAUAACUCUCAACAUUGAAAACUAUACGGUUUGUUUGAUUUUAAGAGUGACAUUGUUUUGCAAUACCAGCAAAAACAUUUUGAAAACUGUGAAUGUGUGAAUAAAUGAUCCCAUCCUCUGA
Messenger RNA from Engraulis encrasicolus (European anchovy), 2093 nucleotides. It is a transcript of the gene mul2, whose product is annotated as mitochondrial E3 ubiquitin protein ligase 1a. The coding region runs from base 60 to 1133 and encodes 357 amino acids. Gene Ontology annotation, molecular function: ubiquitin-protein transferase activity. The record is from RefSeq and is a predicted model, not a curated record. Lineage: Eukaryota; Metazoa; Chordata; Actinopteri; Clupeiformes; Engraulidae. Gene Ontology annotation, biological process: organelle organization; protein ubiquitination. The transcript has 6 exons.